Molecule: messenger RNA, 1020 nt
Organism: Prorocentrum cordatum
Lineage: Eukaryota; Dinophyceae; Prorocentrales; Prorocentraceae
Source: the annotation of a GenBank genome assembly
AUGGCGUGCGCGGCCGCGGCGCGCCCCGCCGCGCUUGCGCGGCAGCAGCUCUCGCAGAUCCGCGCCGGCCUGGCGCGGGCCAGCCCGCCGAGGCUGCCGGGCGGCCGCCGCGCCGUGGUGGCCUGCUUGCUGAGGGAGCCGCGCGACCCGGCAGGGCCGCGGUCGGCGGGACCCUGCUCCUGUGGCCGCUCCUCGGCCGCACAGUGCACCACAGAGCGGGCCGCCCCCGCAGCGCCCUCGCGGGAGCGGCCCGGCCGACCGCGGCGGCGAGAGCCGGCGGAGGUCUGCUUCAUCCUGCGGGCGCCCGCGCCGCCGGGGGCGAGCGCCGCGGGCCGCCGCUGGGGCGGUCAGGUAGCGCUGCCCGGCGGCCAUGCGGAGGCGGGCGAGAGCGACCACGAGGCCGCGGCGCGGGAGUGCUUCGAGGAGGUGGGCGUCACGCUGGACGCGCCCGGGGCGUACCGCUUCCUGGGCUGCGUCCGCGAGCGGCGGGCGCCGCCCCGGGGCGGGCAGCCUGCGGAAGACACGCUGGUCGUGGCGUGCCGGGUGUACGAGCAGCUUGCGGAGCCGGAGUCCUCGCUGCGGCUGCAGGCAGCCGAGGUGGCCGCGUGCGGCUGGGCGCCCCUGAGCCUUAUGUUGGGCGACGACUGUGUGCGCCCUCUGGACUGGUCUGCGCGUGUCGGGCCCCAGGGCUCGUCCUGGAACGGCUACCCGUCGGUGCCGCUGGGGGCCGGGCUCCGGGACUUGCUGGCGGCCGAGGGCUUCGAGGGCGCGCCAAGCGCCGCGAAGUGCCACGGCCGGGGGCAGAUUUGUGCCAGCCAGACCAGGCCUGCCACCUUCAUCGAGACACGCCAUGUGCCUGGAAGGGGCCCUGGCGCCGAAGCCCUGUCGGCCAUAGAGUUGGGCACCAGCAAUCGGAUACACAACAUCGCGAUGGGUGUGGCGAUGGCCACCAAUAUGCAGAUGUCUCGAACGGAGCAGACAAUGCCAAGAAACGCGGAGAAGCGAGCUAAGGUGAUGUGA